This is a messenger RNA of Gastrolobium bilobum, 3142 nucleotides long. RefSeq names its product ethylene-overproduction protein 1-like. The record is from RefSeq and is a predicted model, not a curated record. The coding region runs from base 1 to 2781 and encodes 926 amino acids. Gene Ontology annotation, molecular function: protein binding. Gene Ontology annotation, biological process: negative regulation of ethylene-activated signaling pathway. NCBI's taxonomy places the organism in Eukaryota, Viridiplantae, Streptophyta, Magnoliopsida, Fabales, Fabaceae. The transcript is spliced from 4 exons.
AUGCGUGGUUUGAAGCUCAGUGAACGUUUCAAGAGCAUCCAAGUUCAUGCUCUCAGUUCUUCAUCAGAAACCAAUGAUAGCAGUAGCAACAAAGCCUCAGUGGCUGCAAACAAAGCUCAUGACCUUAACAGAAACCGAACCAUAUCAUCUUGGUCAAAGCCCAAAUCCAGCACCAAAAACUCAACCUUAACAUUUGCAAACCUUUUCCCCAUUCAGCUACCUUCCACUGACACCAUUGAACCAUCCAUAGAAACUAAUCUUAAGCCCAUCAAUCUCCAAGAGACCUUAGCAGAACUCUAUCAACGCAUAGAGUGCUGCUCACAGUCCAAGAAAGCAUCACUGUAUGUGGAACAGUACUCUCUCUUGCGCAGCCUCGGUGACCAGAAGCUACUUAGAAGAUGUCUCAGGAUAGCGCGCCAGAACGCUGAAGAUGUGCUCUCUAAGGUUGUGCUCUCUGCAUGGUUGCGGUUUGAGAGGAGGGAUGAUGAGCUUGUUGGUGUGUCUUCAAUGGAUUGUGGUGGUUACGUUCUUGAGUGUCCAAAGAAGAAUUUGGAACAUGGCUUCAGUCCCUGUUUGAUUAAUGAUCGCUGCCAGUGUCAGCAAGAGCCAAAUGAGGAAACUUGUACUGAGAAUGUGUGUUUAUCAGAUGAGGAAAGUGAUGUUUUGUUUUGUGUUGGGAAUGAAGAAAUUAGUUGUGUUAGGUGCAGGAUUGCUGCACUUUCAGACCCAUUUAAUGUUAUGCUCUUUGGUGGCUUUGCUGAGUCCAAAAUGAGGAAGAUUGAUUUCUCAGGAAAUGGGAUAUGCCCAAAGGGGAUGAGGGCAGUGGAAUUUUACAGCAGGACCAAAAGAUUGGAUCUUUUUAGUCCCGUGACUGUUUUGGAGCUUCUGUCCUUUGCCAACAGGUUUUGUUGUGAGGAGAUGAAGUCUGCUUGUGAUGCAUAUUUGUCUUCAAUUGUUGUAAAUGUUGAGGAUGCAUUGAUACUUAUUGAGUAUGGAUUGGAAGAGAGAGCCACCCUUCUUGUAGGGUCUUGCUUACAAUUGUUGCUUAGGGAGCUUCCUAAUUCUUUGUAUAAUUCAAAGGUGGCAAAAAUCUUCUGUAGUUCUGAGGCAAAGGAAAGGUUGGCCAUGGUGGGGUAUUCUUCUUUCUUAUUGUACUAUUUCCUGACUCAGGUGGCUAUGGAGGAAAGCAUGUUAUCUAUAACGACAAUGAUGUUACUGGAGAGACUAGGGGAGUGUGCUGCAGAAAGAUGGGAGAAAGCCCUUGCAUUCCAUCAAUUGGGGUGUGUGCUGCUUGAAAGGAAAGAAUAUAAAGAAGCUCAGCACUGUUUUGAGGCAGCAGUUAAGGUAGGUCAUGUGUAUUCUAUGGCUGGUGUGGCUAGAACCAAGUACAAGCAGGGUCAACCAUAUUCAGCCUAUAAGUUAAUUAGCUCUCUCAUAUUUGAGUAUAAACCAGCUGGAUGGAUGUAUCAGGAGCGUGCACUGUACAAUAUGGGAAGGGAGAAGUGUUUUGAUUUAGAUGUUGCAACUGAAUUGGAUCCCUCCCUUUCAUUUCCAUAUAAAUAUAGAGCCCUGGCAAAGGUGGAGGACAAGCAGAUAAUGGAAGGAAUUAAGGAGUUAGAUAAGUUUAUUGCAUUUAAGCUUUCUCCUGAUUGCCUAGAAUUGCGGGCUUGGUUGCAUAUUGCACUUAAGGAUUAUGAGAGUGCCAUUAGAGAUAUUCGGGCAUUGUUAACCAUAGAACCAAAAUACAUAACUUUACAUGGUAAGAUCAAAGGGGAACACUUGGUCCAACUUCUAAGCCAUGGAGUUCAGCAGAAGAGUCAGGCUGAAUGCUGGAUGCAAUUAUACCAACAAUGGUCUUCUGUAGAUGAUGUUGGUUCUUUGGCUAUUUUACAUCAGAUGCUAGAGAAUGAGCCUGGAAAGAGCCUGCUAGAGUUUCGUCAGUCUCUACUCCUCUUGAGGUUAAAUUGUCAAAAGGCUGCAAUGCAUAGUUUGAGGAUGGCCAGAAACCAUUGUAGCACAAUGCAAGAAAGGCUAAUUUAUGAAGGAUGGAUUCUAUAUGAUACUGGCUAUCAUGAAGAAGCAUUGGAAAGGGCUGACAGAUCCAUUACAAUUCAGAGGUCAUUUGAAGCCUUUUUUCUUAAAGCAUAUAUGUUGGCAGAUAAAAGUAUGGAUCCUGAAUCUUCUUCUUACGUUAUCCAACUUCUGAAAGAAGCACUUAAAUGUCCUUCAGAUGGUCUUCGCAAGGGACAAGCAUUGAAUAACUUGGGAAGUGUGUAUGUGGAUUGUGGUAAGCUAGAACUUGCAAAAGAAUGCUACAAGAAUGCCCUUGCAAUUAAGCACACAAGAGCUCAUCAAGGUCUGGCACGCGUUUAUCAUCAGAAAAAUCAAAGAAAAUCUGCAUAUGAUGAGAUGACCAAGCUAAUUGAGAAGGCAGAGAGCAAUGCUUCAGCAUAUGAGAAACGAUCAGAAUACUGUGACCGCGAGAUGGCAAAGGUUGAUCUUGAUGUUGCAACACAACUUGAUCCUUUGAGGACAUACCCAUAUAGAUAUAGGGCUGCAGUGCUGAUGGAUGAACAAAAAGAAACUGAAGCUGUAGAAGAACUCACCAAGGCCCUAAUAUUCAAGCCAGACCUGCAAAUGCUUCAUCUGCGAGCAGCAUUUUAUGAGUCAAUGGGAGACCUAUCAUCUGCUCUUCAAGAUUGCCAGGCAGCUCUUUGUUUAGAUCCAAACCAUGCAGGCACACUUGAUAUGUAUCAAAGGAUACAAAAACUGAAGUUUUAAUCUUAAACUAUAUGUGCAUCAGAAAGAUAAAACUGUGGAGAUAUUGGUUAGAGAAUUGCUGGGACAUUUCCAAAUGACUCAAUUUUCCCCUCUGAAAUCUCACAACAACCAUCUAAGAAGGAAGAUAGAGUGGGAAUGGAGAACAUGGAUUGUGGAAGCAAAGCCCAAGAAGCAAUACUUUGGAUGAAUCAAGAAAAAGAUGGAUAAAAGAGAUUGAGUUAUGUUUUUACAUUAUCAAAUAGGGUGGAUGAUUCAGGUGUAAAUCCGAAGAGUUUUAGAGUAGUAACUCCAAUGAUAUGAUAUGGAUUCUUGACUCUUGUGAGCCAUAUUUACAUAAUUUGUCUCACACUAUUUGCACAUC